UAUAUAUACCUCGGUUAGUUUAGGUGGACAAUAUGAAACUAGCUGUAAGUUUUAUUGUGGCACUAAACAGCUUGACUCUGGUGUCAUGCUUCUCUUACCACAGUCGUCUUGCUAAUGCACGAAACCAGAGAUUGCCAAAUCCACGUCAAAUAUACGAAAAUCAAGAAAGUAUGCUGAACCGUGGUCGGAGGGGCGGCGUUAGGGAUCCCACACCCUUUCCAGCAUACCCGUACGGUGGCUCCCAACCCCGGCAGCAUAUUGACAGCGAACCAAACCAACCCUACAUUCCAAACACGUUUAAUGAUCAAGCCCAGCAAAGUCACAGCUCUUCAGACAGUGCAAACGUCGGCAACGGCGCUCCAAUUCAGCCUGCCGACUCAUCGUCUGCUUCGGUCGAUUCGGCAAACACAGCGUCGGAGCACAGUGUCCCAUGCGAUAAAACCAAGUGCCCGCCACUAAGAAAUUGCAUCAACGAAACGUCAUCAGAAACCAACUGCUGCCCAACAUGUGAUCGUUCGGGUUGUCAGUGUGAAGGCUACCAAUACUACGACUGUCUCCUCAAUGGGUUUGUAGGCGGACUCGUCCCAGAAGGAGAGUCGUAUUCUGUCGACGAUGGAAGCACUAUGUGCAGUUGUCCCAUGGGUGGUGGCAUGAUAGUUUGCAGCUUUCAAGUGAGUGGUUUCAACAGCCAUGGGCGAACCCCUCCUAAAGUAGCAUGUCCGAAACCGAGACCUUUCUGUAUUGAAACUUACACGAGGCCGUCUGACGGUUGUGAAGAGUGUUUAGCGGUCGGUUGCGUUGGGGAGGAUGGCCAUAAAUACCAAGCUGGCGUAAACUUUGAUCGACCACCAUGUACUGUUUGUUACUGCCCGCCCGAAGGUGGCGAUAUCCUGUGUGCAACGGAUCAUGUUUGCCAAGAACGUAUGGAUCAGCGUGCAAAUCCCCCGCAAACAUCAUUGGCAUUAGAGGCCACCCAAAGAGUCAUGCGAGAUCCCAUCGGUAACGAGGCUCAGUUGAACCAACAAGCUAACAUCGGCGACCAGUCGUCGUUCACCAAAGGUUCAAUAAUUGCCGACGAUGGUUACGAUACUCGCUUCUUGCAGUCCGACUGGAACAAGUUUGGGUCUUCAGAUUUGUAUCAGUCUAAAGGUGACACUGGAGGCGUCGGUUCCCGUAAUACUGGAUCCAUGGUCGCCCCACCGUUAGCUGACACACCUGAUGCAAGCGGCACGACUGCAAAUGCUGCUGCCGGGAAUCAACGCAAUUUUGGUGGAUCGCAGUCUACUUCGGAAGGAGGAGAUUCGUCCCAGGAGUCAAGCUAUCUUCCCUAUAAUCCAGGUUCAUUUGCAGCCCAAAGUCAACCUCUCGUACCCCCCGGAUCAGUAUAUCCAAACUAUGGUUUUAAACAGCAAUACUCGCCGUACAACUCUCAGUACCCACCAUACCCUUACCAGCAGUACCAUGGCUACCCACAGGGCCCUUCAAAUGCAAACAAUUUACCAACCAAUAGCGAAAAUACAGAAAACGAAGGCGAGCAGGACACAAAUAACGAUGCCACGAACCACCAAGCUGAUAACUAUCGAUACGGACAUGAAUCCUCUGACGUUUCAGAUCAAACUGGUGCAAACACAGCAUCUGAUGGCACCGGCAACGGUGCUGACAACUCUCGAUAUUCACCCUACCCUUCAAACCAGCAAUAUCAACCACCUCCAGGUUAUGGUCUCAACUACCUUGGCUACCACGGCAACACUGCAGUUAAAACUGGCAGCACUGGUACAGAGGGUCAAACACCUGAAGACGGCUCCGAUCUCACUGAAGUGAGGCCAGAUGACGAACAGUCGCGUUUGAACGGCUAUCUCGGUUACCCUCAAUCGUAUUUGAACCCGCAAUAUGGGAACGGGCGAUCCCCAGAGCAAACGGGCGACACAAGUCAAACAUCAGAUGGUUUAAAUUCAAGAUUGCCUUCAAACCCAGCGUUCCCACAUUACGCACAAUACCCAAGCUACCUUGGCCAACCAUACCGUGCUGCUGCCGGAGAUAAACUUACCCCAGACAACGAAGGCCUUUCUAACACCGGCAUUGGUAAUCAGAAUUUCCAAAGCCUCUACCCAUCUUCGCAUGGCACGGGACCUGUCGAUUCAAACGCAGUUGGUGGGAAUUCCCAAAACGCCCAACCCAACGAUGGCCUCAGUGUGAGCGACAGUUAUGGAGGAUUCGGACAACGAAAUCCAACACAAAACCUGGGCUUGAACUUUCCGUUACCGCCUUACCAUAGUGCCGGAUCCCAGGGGACGGACUACUAUGGAAACACAGAGAACUCGGAUCAAACCCGCAACGAUGACACCAACGAAGCGAACCCUGACAUACAACUUCCACCUUUGAGAAAUGUGCGUUCCGGUCAAGUGGUUGAUUCGCAAGCUUUUAUUGAUCAACCUGAGACCACGACAACGUCAACCACAACGACCAGCACCCAACCAACCACCACAACAAAAACUACAACGACACCAACUACAACAACAACACCAACUACAACGACAACACCAACUACAACAACUACACCUGCAACAACAACAACAACUACAACGACUCCCACCACCACUACAACGACCGUAACACCCACAACUCGCAGCACAACAACAGCCACCAUCCACCACCGACAUAAAAUCCAUCGCAUUCAUGGCGUUGACAGAAACGUACACAAUAACUCAGAAAGCUUCGAAAAUGUUCUUACCGCCUGCUGUUACCAAGGAAAGCAGUUUGCGCUAAGUCAUGACAGCUGUCAUGGCAUUCCAGUGACCGUAACUUCCUACACCCAAAUCUGCGCUGUGGCUCAGGAGAAAUGCUGCCUUGAGGCGGAAGAACAAGAAACCUGCAACCGCGGAGUUGCGACCGCUCGGAGCAUGGCAGUAUGUGACGCCCCUACAUCAAUCCGCGGUCAAUGCGAACAAGACGGUUUCAAAUCCUGCUGCGAUUGCUGUGCUCUUGGGUUGAAGGCUUAUGGUUUAUCCCUCAGCUGCAGCAUGGAGAUCCUUGGCGAACCGUGCAACAGUGCUUACUCGGAAUGCUGCAGGACAGGCCCCCUUACCACCCAACCAGGAGAUACAACUGAGACGUCAACUUCAACUGCGAAGUCUGCGCGUCUCAACACGACUCCGGCUACAGAGUUCACGGGACCGCGAUGCGCCACCAGCAACGUAUGCGACCACACUUGCACUGAUACCAGCACUGGCAUCCAGUGUUCCUGUAGGGAAGGCUACGCCCUUGAAGACGAUAGUGUGACUUGCUCAGAUAUCAACGAAUGCGUGCUAGCGACCCACUCCUGUGUUGAAGGCCAGAUUUGCUUCAACACGCUCGGUAGCUUUACCUGUCAGCGACUCAUAAGCUGUGGUACUGGAUACGAGCUCACCGACCGCAACACGUGCGACGAUAUUGACGAAUGCCAGCUAAACAUCGAUAAUUGCGGGGACAAGCUCAACUGCAUCAACAUACGAGGCUCAUUCCGAUGUGUAGCCAAGUCUUGCGACGCUGGCUAUUUCACCGACGCGGUCGGUGGUUGCAUAGAUAUUGAUGAAUGUCGAUCCGGAGACUAUAUUUGCCCCUCUGGGACGCACUGUCGGAAUACACACGGGUCGUACGUAUGCGAUUGCCCCGAUGGUUAUGUACUAAGUUCAGAUCAACAGUCUUGUGAAGACAUCGACGAAUGUAUCUUGGGAGCUCACGAAUGCGCUGACGGUGAGACAUGCGUCAAUACAGAGGGAAGCUUUAAUUGCAUCCAACGUCCAUCAUUGACUUGCACGGCUGGUUAUGAGAUUAGUGACGACGGCGAGUCGUGCAUAGAUGUCAACGAGUGCGACCGCGGUACACAUACUUGUUCCAGCGGUUCAACUUGCAUCAACGAGGAAGGCAGCUUCAGAUGCCAAGAUCCAAUUAUAUGCACACCUGGAACUCGCCCGAGCAGCAAUCAACGCUCGUGUAUUGAUAUCGAUGAAUGCGAGGACCCUUUGAUUCAUCAGUGUGGCGAGGGCGCUCGGUGUGUCAAUGUACCUGGAUCGUUCAGAUGCGAGUGCAACCGUGGCUACAGGACAACCUUCCAGGGUAGUCGCACCAGAUGUCAAGAUAUUAACGAAUGCGCACUUGCGGCCGGAGAGAGAUGCAUGUACAGGUGCCGCAAUUCACCAGGAAGCUAUUCGUGUGUUUGCCCGAGUGGUUAUAAUUUGGAACGAUUCGACGGAACUUGCACAGAUAUUGAUGAGUGUAAUACUAAUCAACACAACUGCAGUCGCUCAGAGACUUGCUUUAACACAAGAGGAGGCUUCAAGUGUGUUGAAAUCACCUGCCCUGCGCAUUACGCCAGACUUUCGAACCGAAAAAGAUGCGUUCGUCAAUCCUGCAAAGCGGCAACCAACAAGCGGUCGUGCAUACGACUGCCGAAGCAGAUUUCACACCACAACAUCUCAGUGAGGAACAACGCUGCUCCCGGAACAACUUUGUUCAGAAUGAGUUUAGCAAAAGGUUACCCGAAAGAUCGAUACUACUUCAUGCUUACCAAGGGUAACGAGGAUAUGCUCUUCCGCGCAUCUAAGCGUCGUUUUAAGAAGAGAAAGAGUGGAAUAGUUUAUGCUACGAGGAAACUCACAGGACCGAAAGAUUACGUGGUCGACCUCACAUUGAAGUUGUACCGAAAGCGAAGAUGGGCCACCUUUAUUUCUCGUUUAUAUAUUUUUGUUUCGGAAUUUCACUUCUAGUUUUCUCUACUUGACAGUCGGGCUGAAUCAGUCGUUGUGUGGCACCUAGAGACAAAAAGAAGCUCCUACGCAUCUGUAUAGGAGGGCGCGAAGAGUCCAGAUUAGGAUUAUGUACAUAGCUGAAUCGGCAAAUGUAAAUUACAAGUUUUCAAGCGCAUCAGGGAUUUCAAAAUUACAGCAUAACCGCUCUCACAGCACGCCAAACCUGAUUUCAAUUUCAGUGUUUUAUCGUUUAGAGAUAACUAUUUUUUCGUCUUUAAUGCAGUAUUAGUCUGUCACAGCAUAGAUAGUAACACACAUAAGCAUUCGAUGAGAAAUUAUCGGUUGCUGUUAACAAAGAAACUAAACUACAAAACAACACUGGUGGAAAAUUAUGUUCCCUUUUAUUAAUUGCCCCCUGUUUAAGAUCUAAUAACAAUUUCUUACCCUAUUAUAUUCCUUUGCGCAUAUUUUCCCAUAUAAUGUGUGGGUUAAAUACGUUUAAGUUCACUAAUUCAUUAACCAUAGUCUUAUCAUCUCAUUUUUUGCACAUCGGCGUACCAAGCUGAGCGGACAAUGCCGCUUAAGCCAUAUAUGGUGAAGCAAAUGGGUAAAGUUUCCCGAAUGUUCUUACUGGUUCCUGCUUUUAGAUUAUUUAUUUUUUGCAUCCUCGUUGUUUUGCCGAUGUUCCACGUUGUUUUAAGCUGCCUUGUACAAUGUACACUUUGCAUGUCACUCGCCUACAAUGCCAAUAUGCUCCUACAGGCACACAGGCAUCCAAAUAAACCGACGAAAAAGUGGCUGCCUGGUUACGAAG
Molecule: messenger RNA, 5541 nt
Organism: Ciona intestinalis (vase tunicate)
Lineage: Eukaryota; Metazoa; Chordata; Ascidiacea; Phlebobranchia; Cionidae
Source: RefSeq, a predicted model, not a curated record